Messenger RNA from Fusarium subglutinans, 948 nucleotides. RefSeq names its product integral membrane protein PTH11. The coding region runs from base 1 to 948 and encodes 315 amino acids. The record is from RefSeq and is a predicted model, not a curated record. The transcript has 4 exons. NCBI's taxonomy places the organism in Eukaryota, Fungi, Ascomycota, Sordariomycetes, Hypocreales, Nectriaceae.
AUGAAGGGAAUCAGCUCACCUUCAUAUCUCCCAUCCUAUAUGCAGUAUGCACUGCCUGCUCUAAAAUGGCGCUGGCGCUAUUUUACCGAAGGCUUUCGCCCCAGAUAUGGUGGAAAUGGUGUGUGUACAGCGUAUUUUUUUCUCGUUGCUGGCUAUAACCUGGCCAUCUUGCUCGUGGUUCUGUUCGGGUGUACGCCGUUCAAGAAAAGUUGGGAUCUCACGAUACUCGAAGGCUCAUGCGUGGAUCGAGGAGCAGUGUACAUCUGCACAGCGGCACUGGGCAUUCUUUCGGAUCUUGUCCUUCUCAUCAUGCCCUUGCCGAUGAUUCUGCAGCUGCAGAUGCCACGAAGGCAAAAGGCUGGUCUUGUGGUGUUGUUUGUCAUUGGUUCUGCAACACUUGUAACGUCUGUGGUUCGACUAGUACUACUAGUUCCGAUGGUUGAUGCAAACGACUACACCUGGGUUCUCUCAAGUGCAGUUGUUUGGAUCUUUGUCGAGGCCAACCUCUUGAUAAUAUGCGCGUCGCUGACGACGCUUCGUCGUUUCUUCAUCCAUGUCGCACCCAAAUUUAUCGGCGAACGCGGGACAUCAGUUCAAUACUCCGCCACCAGUAAAGGAGCACGGCAACAUCCAUUCCAUACAAUAGGGAGCAUUAGAAACAAAAUGCGGAAGGAUAGGCUCGAUGUUCAGAUUGAAGAUCCCGGAUUUGACCUCAAGACAAUCGUCCAGGCGCAGCCCGUGACGACCGAAGUCACGGCGUACGAGACAGACGAACAGCCAGAACAGAUGAUACGGCACUUGCGGAGACAAGAGUCAGUGAAUAAAUUUGGCGAGGCCGCUGUGAGGGCUCAGACUCAGAUGUGGGAUCCCCGGAGCAGCAGCGAUGAUGAGGAGCGGGCGAUUGUUCAGACGACAACGGUGACAGUUGUAUACGGGCCAAGGGCCUGA